CCACCCUCAGCUCCGGUAUGCAUAUGCAUCCUCUUUACUUACCAAUCAUUCAGCCUUGUCAUCACACGAACGCCCCAAGAUGAGAUUAGCAGAAACGCAUGUUGCCUGAGGAGGGGUCGUGAGGCGGUGCAAGGCUAUCUAUCCGAUCGCGAGAAUGUAAAGGAGCUGACCCACCCUUCAUGCUCCACGUCGCUGGUCCUUCAUUCGAAUAGUUGUUCGCACAACUACCAGCGGAUUUCUGCUGGUGAUUCUGUCGCGACAUGGCAGAAGUACUUGGUAUUAUUACUGCUGCAUUUACGAUUGGUGAGGUUGCAGCACAACUCUCCAUCAAGCUAUACACGAUUGCCCAGACCCUACACCACGCUCGCCAUGAGGUUGCCGAAAUCGCUGCAGAGGUCUCGUCCAUCUCGGCUAGUCUGUUGGUACUCGGAGAAGUGCUUCGAUCCCAGGAACAUUUGUGCAGACCGGAGUUGUACCUCUUCUUGACGACAAACCUGAAGCGUUUCCAACAAGCUGAGGCUGAUAUUUUGGAGCUUACCGACUUUAAGGAACCGUCGAUAUUGAAGCGCAUCAAAUAUUCCAUGAGUAGAUCCAAGCUCACGGCACUGAUCAGGAGGAUUGAUGGUAUCAAAACCUCUUUGACACUAGGCCUCAGCAUACUUCGUUUAGCGAAACAGGAGCUGGAUAAGGCGGACCCAGAGAAAAAAACUACAAAAGUCCAUGAUCAAACCAAAGUCCCAGAACCGAACUUUCGAAAGCUCGCCGAGAGUGUUGUGGCAUCAAAUAGGCAGGCUGUAGUAGAUGCAACACGAGAAGAGGAAUUUUUACCCGCCGAAGAACGCACACAAGACGAAGCUCAUGCCGUGAUAAGGCGUGAAGAUCCAGUCGAGAAUGCGAAGUGGCUCUACAGUCUUAUAUUUCAGCCGAAGGCUGAUUCCGGGCGCUCCAGUCCAUGGAUACCUAUUGAACCUCACCAAGCUUCGGUGGAGGAUGACUACGAUACGGACAAUCCGGAUGAAGGGACGAAGCCCGUACCUAUCCAUAGCGAGGAGAUUCCUGCUGAAAGCAAAAGCACAGCAAUGACAAAGUGGAAGUGGCCUGAACCGCCCAGCAUGGUUGUGAACAGACUCCUGCAGACUUGGACGAAUGUUCCCGUCGAUCACAUACAAGCAAAGGCCGCAGAGCUUCCCGUCGAUGAUUCUUUGCGAACGCUCACUGAUGCUAUCGCGAUUGAGAACAAAUCCAAAGACGAGAAGGACUGGUUGAAGACUAAAAGUGAAUUGGGAUCCCUCUCUGACGAUGAUGCGCGUCCUUCUAUGCGUCAAAGGGCGAGCGUGCGCUGGGAAAACCCGCCAGCAACUUUCGAAGAACCAUCAAACCUAGGCGAAAUCCCCGAUCCUUUCCAGUAUAUAGAUGAUAGCUGGACGGCCGAGGAAGUGUCAGAUGGUUCAGUUAACCCGUACUAUAGCGAUCCUGAGCAGUGGGUUCCUGAUAAUCCCCAAGUCCGCCGUUCUGCCGUUCCUCCGCCUCAGAACAGGAGAAGGACAAGUACCCGUACGGAUCAGAGCAAAUCUACUCCUUCCAGUAGGCCGCAAUCGCAACCUCGUCGAAGACAGUCACUCCCUCGCUCACGGCCUCAAAGCAUGGACCCCCGGCCUCAGAGCAUGGAAUCUCCAUACUCAUACAGGCAGCACCCUCCCCCUCCUCCCCACCCUCCUCCCCCACCGCCACCAGUCAGUUCAAUCCCUCCUCAAGGGUCGCAAUCAUAUGGUCUGCCUUGGGUCCGAGCACCACCAUCUGAACCCCCGACCAAAAAUGAUCCCUCUUUAACCACGAAGCUGGAAGACAUGCUGGGGAAGUUCGAAAACAUGGUAGACGAGAAGAAAAAGUCAGAGGAAGCCACAAUCCAGAAGGACGACAUCAUACAGCUCUUGCUUGCAAAGCAGGAUGAUUACGAACGCAGAUUGCGAGAACAAGAACGUCCGGUGGCUGAUAAAGGCGGCAUUGACAUGGGACAAAAGAUCUCUGAUCUACAGCAUCUGCUCUUGACACAACAAGAAGAAAGCCGCCUGCGACAGGAAGCUGCAGAAUUGAAAUGGAAAGCAGAGAAGGCAGACUGGGAUGCCAAAGCCAACGAACGUUAUCAGAAAGAGAGAGAACUUGCAGAAAGGGAAAUCGCGGCGGCCCAGGCAGCCAAAAAGGAAGCUCAAAAGGCGUUGAAGAUUGCGAAAGCAGAAGCUGCUGAACGCGCACGAAAAGAAGUCGAGAUCAAAGCUGCACAGGAACGGAAGCGUGUGGAUGAGGUAUUCACGAAACAGAUUGAAAUGUACCGUGAACAGCUUCAACAACUUCGGGUUGAACAAACAAAAAUAGAGGAAGCCAAACAGGCCGAUCGGAUUAAUCAGACGACAGAGCGCCUACCACUGCGACGUACAUGCAUCUCUGAGGGCAACCGCAGUAUCGAGGUUGCAGAGUUUAGUACGGAGAAGCUACACCCCUGGUUCACUCCUUCUCAACUCGCCCCAGGGACCUUCUUCGAAGAGGAGUACCAGCCCGCUGGCUUCAUAGGGCAAGGGAACUAUCGGCAGGACACUGGUCACCGAAGAGGGUCUUCCACUCUAGGAAGUUCGGUAGGUUCUCUCCGCCACAGCGAUUACAGUACAAGCAGAGGAAGUAUUUCCGAGCCAAGGCAACAACUACUUCUUCUGCCAUCAAAUCCUAAUCGACACUCACCCAAGAUUUCCGAACUACAGACGUCGCUAGAAAGGCGCGGAGUGGUCACGUCUCUACCCAGUCCUCACGCCGAGCAUGACGGUGCGUUGAUGAGACAAGAAGCUAUGGGCAAGGACUUGGUCCGAAGCACUGUGUUCUUUGAAGGGCCAUUAAGCUCUUCCGGAAGCGAGUUGUUGCAGACAUUGAGAAGGACUGGAUGGAAGCCUUUCUACAUUCGCGGAUCGAAUACUGGCCAGACGUACCUCCUAGGUAGUCAGCCAGUCCAUGUACACUUUUUCCGACCUGAGUACAAACCUCAAUACGAAGCUCCGGCGGCACCAUGCCCAUCGGAAAAUAUCGUGAUUGGUAAAGACUUGAUCGAAGAAAAGGCACUACACGAUCUUGGAUUUCGUUUCGACGUGAUCGACGACGGGGCGUAUGUCCUGGAUUGCAGAUUGACUUCUGUGGAUGGACAUUGAAACACUGGUCGAGCGAUCGUUCAUGAUUCGUGAAGACGCCUUCCGCAACAUUCAUCGCCAAAUCCAGUGGCAUACGAACUCCGGGGCCGAGACGAUCAUAGGCUCUGCCGAUUCCACAACUGCCUCGAUCACU
Molecule: messenger RNA, 3324 nt
Organism: Aaosphaeria arxii CBS 175.79
Lineage: Eukaryota; Fungi; Ascomycota; Dothideomycetes; Pleosporales
Exons: 4
Coding region: 261-3191 (976 amino acids)
Source: RefSeq, a predicted model, not a curated record